Molecule: messenger RNA, 5033 nt
Organism: Eriocheir sinensis (Chinese mitten crab)
Lineage: Eukaryota; Metazoa; Arthropoda; Malacostraca; Decapoda; Varunidae
Product: transcription initiation factor TFIID subunit 4-like
Exons: 14
Coding region: 386-3205 (939 amino acids)
Biological process (GO): transcription initiation at RNA polymerase II promoter; DNA-templated transcription
Cellular component (GO): transcription factor TFIID complex
Molecular function (GO): protein heterodimerization activity; RNA polymerase II general transcription initiation factor activity; DNA binding
Source: RefSeq, a predicted model, not a curated record
ACGAGCGGGCGGCGGCGGGGCGGCGGCGUCAGCGGGGCGGCGGGUUGUGCGGGGCCCGGCGCGGCCAGGGCCAGGCACACCACUCCACUCUGUUACGUCAGCACGGCGGCGGCGGCGGCGGCGACGGGCGUGUGCCGUGUGUGCGCGGCUGGGCGGCGGCAGCAAGGGCAGCAGGUGGCGAGGGCGGUCUCUUGCAGGCGGCGGGCGGCCUCGUGCGGGCGAUGGGCGGCCGUGGUGCGGGCGGCGGGCGGCGGGCCAUGGCGCGGUGCGCGGGCCGCGCGGCAGCUGUCGGCGGUUUGAACGCGGCGGGGCAUGCCGGGAGCGUGACGUCGGCGGGCCUCGCGCGUGCGCAGUUCAGUGUGCUGGCGAGGCUGGGGCCACUAAGAUGGCGGCCAGUAACAGCCUGGACGAGGUGUUGUGUGCAGACGUUGAUCCGAGUGCUGUCACCGCCAUUGUCGGGCCCCGCGACGCCCCGCUGGCUGCCCCAACGAAGGCCGCGGCGACGCAACCAGUGAACGGCAGUGCCAAUGGCGGGAUAAGUAACAAUGCCGCGGUGCUAGUGGAAGGCAGAACCAACGGCGGUAAAAUAGGGGUCAGAGGCCCGGCGGUGAGCGGGGGGAAGGUGGUGUUGUCUGGCGUGGGCGCCGUGCAGGCUGCUGGCGGCCAGGGUGUCGGGGCUGUGGGGGGGCCGCAGGGGGGCGCCGCCCUGCAAGGCGGCGGCGAGCAGCAGCAGCAGCACCAGCCACAACUACAACUGCAGCAGCAGCAGCAUCACGGGCUGCAGACGGCGGCGGCGGCGGGGAGCAGCACCAAGGGCGCCGCGGGGGGCAGGCCGGUGUAUGGGGUGGUCCCCACGCCCAUGACAGGCGCCCAGGGCACACAGGUGGUGAACGGGGGCGUGAGCGGGGCGGGGACGGGCGCGGCGCCCCAGGGCAGCCUGCAGAGCCAGCUGGCCCUGAAGGGGCUGACCAAGGUGGUGACGGCGGCAGGCCAGGCGGCGGUGAUCAUGUCCAAGCCCGGCCCGGUGACCGCCGUGCCCAACAGCGGGCAGCCCGGGGGCGUGCCCCUCCCGCAGGGCAUGCAGAUCAUCAACAUGAGGCCCGGCCAGACCAUCAAGACCACGCAGGGCACCACCAUAGCCCCUCGCAUGAUCGUCAACCAGGCGCAGGUGCUGCCCGCAGGCAUCAGGCCCGGCCAGCCUGGGCACAUUACCCUCGGGGCGCUGCAGGGCCUUCCCCCCGGGGCGCAGGGCCACUUGCUCGUCAAGACGGAGAACGGGCAGCUGCAGUUGUUGCGGGUAAACACGGCGUCCGCUCAACCCGGCCAGCUCCCGGCGGCCGUCACCACCACCACCACGCUACAUCAAGCGCCCAAUGCAGCGUACAGAUUCCAGCCCCCACAAGCGGGGUCGGUGGCAGUGAGGUCGGUGAUGGCGACGUCUGCCGGGGCACGGCCAACAGCCAUCCUCCUUCAGUCACAAGCCAGUAACACCGCGGCACUGUCCUCCGCCACCACCACCACCUCCAUAGCCACGCAAGCGGUGCCGGCUAUCACUGCCCCCACCACGGUCGCCGUCGCCCAGGGCACUACUGUCGCCGGCACUACCGUUGUCCCCACGCAGGCGACCCAGGCCACCCCCACCCCCGUCACACAGCCCUCCCAAGCCACCUCCGUCGGCUCUCAAACCAUAUCGGCCGAGUCCGCCAAAACCAAAUGUAAAAACUUCCUUGCGACACUGCUGAAGCUGGCGAGUGAGCAGCGCGCGCCGGUGGCCCGUAACGUGCGCACGCUGAUCCAGGGCCUCAUCGACGGCAGGGUGGAGCCCGAGGCCUUCACGGAGGAGCUGCAGAAGGACCUCAACUCAUCGCCGCAGCCAUGCCUCGUGCCCUUCCUCAAGAAAACUUUGCCGUACCUUCGGCUCUCGCUGGCCAAGCACGAACUCACCAUAGAGGGCGUGAGGCCGCCACCCUUCAACGCCGUCAACCCCGUGCCGGGCGUCACCACCGUCAUACCCACACAGAUGUCCGUUGGGGCGCGGCCGGUAGCACCCACCACCUCAGGGGCCGUGCGGAUGGUCACCCCGACUCCCGCCGCGGCCUCAGUCUCCACCGCCACCAUUGUCCAGCGCCCCGCCACCUCCACCACCACCGCCACCGCUGUCGCCGCCACCGCAACGCCCUCCAGAGUGGUGACGCCUGUGCGCAUGCCCGGGGGCAAGACAGUUGUGACCACCGUGCGCCAGAACAGCCCGGCCUCCCUACCCACCGCCGCAACCACCACCAGUACCGCUGCCUCCGCCACAACCGCCACCACCACCGCCGCCUCCGCCACCGCGGCUGCCACGGUGCCGGUGGCCACCAAAACCAUCACCCUGAACAAGGCCCUGCCCUCCAAAGACAAGGACAAGGCCAAGGACAAAUUGUUCACCUAUAGUAGUUCCUAUUCGUCGAGCGGCACAGCGGACGAUGACAUCAACGACGUGGCGGCGAUGGGUGGCGUCAACCUGGGGGAGGAGUCACAGCGCAUCCUGGACUCCACCGGCUUUGUGGGGACGCAGAUCCGGUCCUGUAAAGACGAAAACUUCCUCCUCAGCGCGCCACUCACCCAGCGGAUAAGGCAGAUAUGUUCAAAAUAUGGUCUAGACGAUGCCCCGAAGGACGUGGUGGCGAUGGUCUCGCACGCCACGCAGGAGAGACUCAAGACCAUCGUGGAGAAACUCGCCGUCAUCUCCGACCACAGAUUGGAGAUCAUUAAGCAGUGCGACAGCCGGUACGAUGUAAAGCAGGACGUCAAGGCUCAGCUGCGCUUCCUCGAGGAGCUGGACAGGCUGGAGAAGAAGCGCAAGGACGAGCAGGAGCGGGAGAUGCUUCUACGGGCGGCCAAGUCACGCAGCAAGUCUGAGGACCCCGAGCAGGCGAAGCUAAAAGCCAAAGCGAAAGAGAUGCAGCGUGUGGAGAUGGAGGAGAUGCGACAGAGGGACGCCAACAGGACCGCCCUAAACGCUCUGCAGGGCCCCAAAAAGAAGCCCAAACUAGACCUCAACGUGGUGGACGACGGUGCAACUUUUAGUGGCACGUUCACCCAAAAAUCGAUGCCGCUGCGGCCCCGCAUCAAGAGAGUCAACAUGAGGGACCUGGUGUUCCUGAUGGAGCAGGAGAAGGAGCUCAACAAGGCGCCGCUCCUCUACCGCUCCUACCUCAAGUAGCCGGCCGGGGGGCGCCCGGGUGAUGCUGCUGCCUCUCCUCCUCCCUCCGGGGGGGAAGCGCUGGGCUGUGCUGCCCCGCCUCUCUCGUGGGUGAGUGCCAGGUGAAACUGCCUCUCCUCUCUGCCGUGCCGCGGAGAAGUGGCCCGCCGCCGCCGCCGCUGUGGGGUGCCGGCGGGGCGGAAGAUCUGUGAUUCUCUCAUGCAGCAUGUCAAGUGUCUUAUCGCCGCGCGGCCUCGGGGCCUCGGGGCCACGCCGCUGCGGGGACUGUGAUGGGCCGCCGGCGCCCGGUGAGUCGCCGAACAUUGUCUCAGCGCAUGCCCCGGCCGGCACCCGUGGACGUGCGAACAGUGGCUUACACACCAGAGAAGGUACAACCAAACCUUUUAUUCCCAAAAUAUAUAGUAUCAACCCUAUUUUGUGCAUGACCCUGUACAUACUACGUCUUGGAUAGGAAAAUCUUUAAAAUAUUUUUAUCCGAUGCCCGUCGCCGACAUGUUACGGAACCUGAGGAGAACCUUUGAUACGCAGCCUCUGUAGAUACUGUACAGUUUUUAAGACUCGAGGCCUUUCUGUUAUUGUGUUGUUCUUGUACCACAGAGCUACGGUUAGGGUGUGUCUUGUGUGCGCGGGGCACCACACAGUCAGGGGCGCUGCCGCCGCCACCGCUGCUGCUGCUGCCUCACGGGCGGAGCCUCGGCCAGCAAAGUUGCCAAAGACGUAAGCUUCACUUUUUGCCGCAGGCCCCGGGCGGAGGCGGCAGCAGCGGCGGCGGCGGUGGCGGCCGUGAGGGAGAUUUGUUAAUAUAUUGUGCUGGAGGAGGAAGGGAAAACUUAACUGUAAGACAUAUGCAAGAAGAUAUUAGGUAACUGACGUCUGCUGUACUUGUAAGAAAUUGUAUAGAUGUUCAGGAGACAUUUUCUUGGUUUGUACCGGCAAACUGCACCUGAUUUUACCAUAAUUAUAACUCCUGCUUCAAUUGGCUUGUAUUCUCACUCGGUUGAACAAGAAUGCUUUAAGUAUGCCUGCGGUUAUCAUUUGUCCACCGACCUGAGGCGCGGCGAGCUGUGGCGGAGACAGUGCGGCGGCGGCGGCGGCGGAACAGACCACACCGAACAGGCACUUAGUCACGGCACAAGAUCUUCCACCACCACCGCCUUGCCAGCCACUCACACACACACACAUACACAUACACACACGCACAUACAGACGCACACACAGUAGCCGCCAGACCGCCACCAUCACCACAGCUCCCGGAUGAAGUGUACGCUUUUCUGAGUCUCGUAGUGAAGCGCGAGAAUGAGAGUAAAAAGCGUAGUGAAGCCUUGACCAGCCUAUGACCGACCAGCCACUCUCUCCCUAUCAGCGGAUCACCCGACUGACUGAUUGACUGCCCCCACCCACUCACGUCUGACUGCAGGGACCCCUACCACCCACACCCUCACCCCUCCAUAGCCCCAUCAUCGGAGGGUUAUCGCAGACUCCCCCUCCCGAUCCUGCCCCCAAAGGUUCAUCACCAGCCUAGGGUCAAAACGAUGGUGUCAAAAAUGGUGUUAAAAUGAUACCCAUGGCUGUCGCUGCUUCCAUUUUUGUGUAAAUCUUCUCCGAGGGGUUGUAAACAGCAUCUGUCUGGCCUAGGGUGUGCGUCAGGGCGGGGUGUAAGGGUGUGUGACGCUCGGAGGGGGAAGGCGAGGAGGGGUGAGGUGUGGCGUUCGAGGGUGACUUGCCAAAACAGGUACAACUAAGAAGACCAAUUGUAGCUAAGCAUUUUGUACUGUGUGUUGAGGAUGCUGUGUACUGUUUUUUUGUAAUUAUAUGUUGUUAUACAGUU